AUGGAGAAUAAUGAAAUUAUAGAAAACGUUCCUGACUAUACUAUAACAGAUGAUUUGAAAAAAGAUGAAAAUGUAUUAGUAUAUACAAAAUACGAAUUAUUAUAUGCUUAUAUAGAACUUAUAAUAAAUGGAAAAGAUCUAGGAAAAGAUCAUAAUAUACCAUUAUGUAGUACUUCAUUUAAAAUAGAAGAUGUAGACGAAAAUAAAAAAGAGAUGAUAGAAUAUGGUGAUAAUAAUGAACUAAUAAAUAAUAAUGAAAUAGAAAAAGAAGGGCUUGAUAAAUUUGAUCGAUAUAAAAAUAAAAAUGAUUUUUAUAAUAGAGACAAUUUUAUAACCAGAAGUCAAAUAAAUGAAUCAUUUAAUUCAAAUAACACUUUAAAUAAUGUUAAUAAAAGAAAUAACAAUUUAUUAAAAAAUCAAAAAUUUAUUAAAAAUAAUGAUUUAAAAUAUGUUGAAGCAAAUAUACCUCCUAUGAACCAACAAUUCAAUAAUAAUGACCAUGUUACAAAUAACAUGACCAUAUAUGAAAAUUUAGAUAAUAAUAAAAAUACGUUUUUUAAAAAAAAUAAUUUAAAUAAUGAAAAUACGUACAAUAAUAAUACCACAAAUUCUAAUCAUUUAGGAAAUAAUAAUAAAAAAAUCAUUUGGCGAAAAAAUGAAAGAGGAAUAGGGGCUGGACCCGUAUCUUGGCGAUUCGGAAAAAUAAACUCUGAUUCACAAAUUGGAAAUAAUAACAAUGUCAAUAACAGUGGCAGUGGCAAUGGCAAUGACAAUACCAGCACUAAUGGCAACAUUUCCAAAACCGACUUAAAAAAUUCAAAUAAAAGCUACAAUAACGGGGCGGAGGAAAAUUGCCAGAUGAACGACACUUCUAUGUAUGCUAAAAAACAUAACAAUAUUAAAGAUAGAAAUAUAAAUAAUAAUAAGAGAGAAGAUAUGUGUAACGAUUUCGAUCUUGGCAAUAAUUUACCACACACUGAAAAUAGUAAUAGCAACAACAUUGGAAACAACAUUGGAAACACAUUAAGUAGUGUCCAAAAUUUAGGAACUGAUUCAAAUAAUCGAAUUAUUAACAAUUUGACAGAUAAAUAUAAUAAAAAGAAACAAAUAUAUCAAAACCCAGGAACAAAAUAUGGUAAUAACAAAAAUCAACAUAUUUUAAAUAAAAAUGGAUAUAAUAAUUUAGAUGGUUAUAUAUCUCAAAAUUAUAACACAGAAGUAGAUUAUAUGAAUUUAACGAAUGAAGAAUCAAAAUAUAAAAAAUAUAAAAUGUUUGGAAAUAAUAUGAAUACAGUUAGUAAUGAUUCUAUUAUCCAUGAUGAUAAUAAAAUAAAAAAUGGAUAUGAAUAUUUAUCUCCUAAUAUUACCAACAAAAAUAAUGAUCCCACAAAAUUAAACAUGUAUAUUAAUAAAAAGACGAUAGAUUCAAAUAAUAAAUAUCAACAUAAUCAGAUUCAUGCUCAACGACCAAAUGAAUGGGGUAAUGGAACCACAAAUGGAAUGUAUGGAAAUAAUAACAACUUUUAUUAUACAAACGGAAAUGUAAAUGCAAAAGUAGGAACCGAUUCUAACCAGAUGCAAAAUAGAACCACCAAUAAAGAAAGAAAAGGAGAAUAUAACAAUAGCAAUAACAAUAGCAAUAGCAAUAGCAAUAGCAAUAAUAAUAAUAAAAAUUUAGGAAAAAAUAUUCAAGAUGUAGAAAAUAUAAAUAAUGAUAAUAGAAAAAGUGGAAAAAAUAAUUCAAUUGCACAACAAAAUUUAUUUGAUUCUGGAAAAUUGCAAAAUAAUAAUUUUUCAAAUAAUAAUUCCUAUUUUGUUAAUAAUAAACACUUAAAAAAUGUUGAAAAAAAAAAUUCUAAAAAUGUUAUAGAAGAUGAUUGGAGUAAUAUUAGAAAAAAAAAUAUAGAAAAAAAUAAAAAGCUUACUGAUGAUUUAAUAUGGUAUAAAAUAAAUGAACAAUUUGAUUUGAGUAGUAAUAAAGGAGGUUCUAUUGGGCUAAUAGGAGGAAGUGUUGGAAUUAAUAAUUAUUCUCAAAAUGAAUUAAAUAAUUCUGAAAUUUUAAAAAAGAUUCCUAAUCAAUUAAAACAGAAUGAAAAUAUAAAAACAAAUGAUGAAAUGUCAAAUAACAUAGAUGUAAAUAAAAACAAAAAAGAAGAAGCAUCCACAAAUAAUAAUCAGCUACUUACAAAUAUUGAAAAAAAAAAAAAAGGAAAAAAAAAAGGAAAAAAUGAAAAGGAUAAAACAUCUAACGAAACCGAGAAAAUAAAUAAAACAGAUGAUGAUAAUAAUAAUAAUCAAAACAUGAAAAUAAAAAAUUCCUUGGAAAAUUUAAAUCCUAGGGAAACAAGUAAUGAUAACAAAAUAAAUAACAUUCAUAAAUUGUUUGAUAAUAAAAAAAAUUUAAAUUAUUUAUUAUCUGACAGUAAUGUUAAUAAGAUGUUUAUUAAUGAUAAAAAUAAUAUCAGUAAUAUUAGCAAUACUGUCAAUUUUCACAAUUUAAAUAGAUAUAAUAAUUUUAGUGAAAAAAAGGAAUAUAUUCUAAAUAAAUUAUAUAAUAAUACUAAUAAAAAUAAUUUACAGGGAUAUCAUAAGGAUUUAAAAAAUUCCCAUAUUCAAAAUCGAAGUUAUGGAAAUAUGCCACACCCUUAUUAUCAAUCAUUGGAAUAUCCGAAUUUUGAAAAUAAAUAUGAUAUAAAAAAAUAUAUUGAAAAAACAAAUUUUAUGGAUAAAUCUACAUCUACUAACAUUCAUUCUAAUGAUAAUAAUAAUCAUUUACAUUUUGAUUCAAAUGAUUCUUUAAAUAAUAUUAGAACCCAUCUUCCUAACAAAUCUCACAUAGAUGUAUCUACAAUAAUAAAUUCUCAAACUAACAAUCCAAAUUUUAAUUUUACAAAAUUUAGGACCUCAAAUACUACUACAGAUAUACCACACGAAAGUAUAUUGCAAAAAAUAAAAAAUAAAAAUAAUAAUUCUGAACAAAAAUUUAAUAACAAUCAUUCAAAUGGUAUAUCAUCAUCACAUCUAUCUAACAUACAUCUAUCACAAAAUAUUCAUGAUAAAUAUUCUUAUCCCUUUUCUAGAAACAAUGAAAUAAAUGAAAUAUAUAAUAAUACAAACAUUUCCUCAAUGAAAAAUAAUGUAUCUACAUCUAACUUAUCAAAUUUUAAUAUAAAACAAAAUGCACAAAAUAUACAAAUACAUAAUAAUAUUAACACUAUUCCGGAUUCAAAAAUAAUAUAUGAUAAUGUUAAAAAUAGAGAAAAUAAAAUGUUUAUAGAUGAUAAUAUAUAUACAGAUAAUUUUGAUAAACCAUCUAUGAAUCAAUCAAACAAAAAUAAUAACAUUUUUAUUUUUAAAAAAAUUAUGCAAAUAUUUAAUAUAGAUGAAAAAGCAUUUAAUAAUUUAACUGAAAAUAAAAAAAGAGAAUUAAUUACUCAAUUGAUGUUAGAAAAUUUUAAUUUGGCUAGUUCAGAAAAACAAAUAAAUGAUAACCAAAUGCAGAUUCAAAACAAUUUAAAACAUCUUAACAAUAAUCCUCUUUAUGUUAAUAAUAUAAAUGAAAAUACUACAAAUAAAUUAUCCUAUAUAGAUAAUAAAAUAAAUAUAAAUGAUUUUGAAACAAAAGAAUCUCAAUUUAAUUUGAUAAAUUCUAACAAUUCUACAUCUAUACCUUCAAAAUGUGUUGAAAAUAAUAAUAUACAAGCAGAUGUAGAAAAUAAUAAUAAUAAAAAAAAAUCUUUAAAUAUAAAUAAAUGGUUAAAUUUUAUCGGCAUUUCUAGUAAUAAAAAAAAUAAAGAUGCAUCUAAAAAUAUAUCAGAUAUAAACAACACAAAUGUAGAUGCAACUAUUCAAUGUUCUAAUCAAAAUGAUAUCAAUAAUUCGAAGAAUCGAAUCACAAUUAACAAAGAAGAAAUGGGUUCUGAUUCUACACCUUUUGAAAAUACUAAUAGAAGUAAAGAUAAUAAUUCUAGUCUUCAUAAUCAAAUGACAAAUGCUCAAAUUAAUUAUAUUAGAACCCAUUACACAUCUAAAGAUAAAAUAGAGGAUUCUAUUCUAUUACCAAAUGAACAACCAGAUUCUGAAAAACAUACUAAUGAAACGAAUCAAAUUCCAAGCGAUUCAAAACCGAGUUUAAAUAACAAUGUUGAUAUCUCAAGAUACAUAGAAAUAAUAAACAAAUUUAACAAAAUAAAAGGAGAUGUAUGGCAAUAUAAAGAUUUGUCAGGAAAUAUACAAGGACCAUUUUCAUCUGAACUUAUGUUUUUUUGGUGGCAUUCAAAUUAUUUUCCACAUGAUUUACCAGUAAGGUUUAGUCAAAAUAUGCAAUGGUUUAAUUUUAAUGAUCUAUUUCCUAAAGGUUCUAUGCCUUUUGUUAUUCCUUUUAUUUAUUUAAAAGAUAAUUUAUUUCAAAAUGAUAAUAAUAGUCAAAAUAGUUCAUAUAAUUUGCAUAUUAAAGAGAAUAAUAUUGUUACAGAAAAUGGUAACAUACAGAAUCGUAUGCAAAGUGAGCAAGGUUUUAUAAAUGAACAAGAUAAUGAACCCGUAGAAAAUUAUUCGAAUAAACAAUAUAAACAAUUUCUUAUCAAACAAAAAACAGAAAUAGAAUCAUUGCUAUUACAAGAAAAGAACCCACAACUAAUUGAAGAAGUUAAAAAGCAGCUUCAAGAGGUAAAUAAUUUGAUAGAAAAGGAAGAAAAGGAAGAAAAGGAAGAAAAGGAAGAAAAAGAAGAAAAAGAAGAAAAAAAAGAUAAAAAAGAUAAAAAUAGAAAUAAGAAUAAAAGUGAUGGUAAAAGUGUUGGUAAAAGUGAUGGUAAAAGUGUUGGUAAAAGUGAUGGUAAAAGUGAUGGUAAAAGUGAUGGUAAAAGUGUUGGUAAAAGUGUUGGUAAAAGUGUUGGUAAAAAUGGUGACACCGACAAUUCUCUUGCAUUUGAGCAAAACAAUAAUAAUGAACCGACUUCGACCCCUAACCAUUAUGAUAAUUCUAACGAUUUCUCAAAUGUUAAAUAUAAAAAAAUGUCUAAAAAAUUAGAAAACGAACAAUCUAAUACCCUCAAAACCAAUAACACUAAAUUUUCUGACCAAUUAGAUGUGGAUCAAAAAAAAAGAAACGAAACAAUAAUAGAAAAUACAAAUAAUCAAAAAAUUUUAGAUAAUAAAAGUGCUAAAAAUAGCGGUGAUAAUAAUACGCUAAAUUAUAUUAAAAAUUCUGCAUCUAAUCUCGAUACAUCUACGAACAUAGAAAAACGAAACGUUCAAGCCAAAAAUAAAAAUCAGAAAAAUGUGGCAAAUCAAAAUAGUGCAAUAAUAUCGAGUACAAACAAAAAAACUGAAAAAACAACAAAAAAUAAAGUGAAUAAAAAAAAUGAAAAUAAAUCGGAUAAGGGUGAGGAUAUUGGUGAUAAAAAGAGUGAAGAUAAAAAAGGUGAAGAUAAAAAGGGUGAAGAUGCAAAGGGUGAUGAUAAAAAAGGUGAUGAUAAAAAAAAAACCGAAAAAAUGAAAUGGAGUACAACUGGGGAAAGGAAAAUUGAAAAACUUGUAGAUAUUAUGAAAGGGGAAGAAACAAAAAUAAAUAUGCAAAUUAAAAUUGAAAAUUCAAAAAAAAAACAAGAAAAUGGAAAUAAUAAUAAAAAUAAUAAAAAACUUGGAUGGGAUGUUAAUAAUAUUCCAAAAAAUAAAAAAAAUACAGAUAACCAAGAAUUUCCAAAUUUAACUCAAGGUAUUUCAUCCAAACAAAAUAAAACAAAGCAACCAAAAAAUUCCACUCAAAAUAAUAAUAACAAUAAUAGCAAUAGUAGUAAUAACAAUAAUAAUAAUAGCAAUAGCAAAAAGGGAAAAAACAAAACCGAAGCUAACAAAAACGAAACGAAUGAUGAGACAAAAUUCCCCCCAAUUAUUUCUCCAAAGGGAAAUAAAAGUUCUAAUAAUAAAAAAAAGUCAAACAACGCAGAACAAAAGGAAAUAGCUGAUCUGAAGCAAUUAACGAAUUUAUGCAAAUUGCCACUUGAUGAGUCCUUAUUAAACUUUUUGAAAAAUUUCAAAAAAGCAGAAGAAAUAGUUGCAUUCCUCCAACACAGUGUUGAGGACAAAAAAAAACUCACACUAUUUUCAAAUGAGUUUAUUAAAAUAAAUAACAAAAUUAAUGCGAAUAAAAUAAAUGACGUAAAUAACAAAAAAACGAAAUAA
This is a messenger RNA of Plasmodium yoelii, 6183 nucleotides long. Its product is annotated as conserved Plasmodium protein, unknown function. The transcript is spliced from 4 exons. The coding region runs from base 1 to 6183 and encodes 2060 amino acids. The record is from RefSeq and is a predicted model, not a curated record. Gene Ontology annotation, molecular function: protein binding. NCBI's taxonomy places the organism in Eukaryota, Apicomplexa, Aconoidasida, Haemosporida, Plasmodiidae.